Molecule: messenger RNA, 7423 nt
Organism: Vombatus ursinus (common wombat)
Lineage: Eukaryota; Metazoa; Chordata; Mammalia; Diprotodontia; Vombatidae
Gene: MYO6
Product: myosin VI
Exons: 35
Coding region: 502-4290 (1262 amino acids)
Biological process (GO): inner ear morphogenesis; actin filament organization; vesicle transport along actin filament
Cellular component (GO): ruffle; endocytic vesicle; myosin complex
Molecular function (GO): ATP binding; microfilament motor activity; actin filament binding
Source: RefSeq, a predicted model, not a curated record
GCCGCUGCCGCCGCCGUCCCUGCCAGGAGCCCCGCGCCAGCAGCACCCUGCCCUUCUUCCCGCUGGGCAGCCGCUCAGUCCUGCCUUCCUUUUUCUCUUCCUCUUCUCCCUCUCCCGGCCGCCUCCGCUCUGGGACACCCCGCCCGCCGCCGCCGCGGCUCACCUGCCUCCCAGUCCAGGCCCUGCAUGAAGUUCUCAGCCUACUGAGACAGAAGAGAGAUUGUUCUUGCCCUCAAGUAGUUUGCAUUCUAUUGGGGGGGACAACACAUACAUUUAUUGGAGCCUGUUCUGAAGCCUGCCACAGAAUAACCAGGACAGGAAGCCCAGACCAAAGGGUACCUUACAGCUUUGUCAUGUUGAAUCUUCAGAGUUUUCCUGCUGAUUGAAGGUGACUGAAUCAAGCAAUUAUCUACUGAAGUUCCAAGCAGGGGCAAACCCGUAGUUUUAUUGCUCAGACUCAAAUCCAAGUCAGAAGGAAAGUGUGGAUAGAUCCUCAAAAAAAUGGAAGAUGGAAAGCCCGUUUGGGCUCCGCAUCCCACGGAAGGAUUUCAGAUGGGCAAUAUUGUCGAUAUUGGUCCAGACAGCUUAACAAUUGAACCUUUAAACCGAAAAGGGAAGACAUUUUUGGCUCUUAUAAACCAAGUGUUUCCUGCAGAAGAGGAUAGUAAGAAGGAUGUGGAAGAUAACUGCUCACUGAUGUACUUAAAUGAAGCCACACUUCUCCAUAAUAUCAAAGUACGAUAUAGUAAAGACAGAAUUUAUACGUAUGUGGCCAACAUCCUGAUUGCAGUGAACCCAUACUUUGACAUACCUAAAAUAUAUUCUUCAGAAACAAUUAAGCAGUAUCAAGGAAAAUCUCUUGGAGUAUUGCCACCUCAUGUCUUUGCAGUUGCUGACAAAGCUUUUCGAGACAUGAAGGUACUCAAAAUGAGUCAAUCGAUCAUUGUGUCUGGAGAAUCAGGUGCUGGCAAAACUGAAAAUACGAAAUUUGUUCUUAGAUAUCUCACGGAAUCCUAUGGUACAGGCCAAGAUAUUGAUGAUAGAAUUGUGGAAGCUAACCCAUUGCUAGAAGCUUUUGGGAAUGCAAAGACUGUUCGUAACAAUAAUAGCAGCCGUUUUGGAAAAUUUGUUGAAAUACAUUUCAAUGAAAAGAAUGCAGUUGUUGGUGGAUUUGUUUCACACUACCUUCUAGAGAAAUCUAGGAUCUGUGUUCAAGGCAAAGAAGAAAGAAAUUAUCAUAUCUUUUACAGACUGUGUGCUGGUGCUUCUGAAGAUAUUAGGGAAAAACUUCAUUUAAGUUCCCCAGACAAUUUUCGGUAUUUAAAUCGAGGCUGCACUAGGUUCUUCGCUAAUAAAGAUACAGACAAACAGAUUUUACAGAACCGCAAGAGUCCUGAGUACCGUAAAGCAGGUUCCUUGAAAGAUCCUCUUUUAGAUGACCAUGGUGAUUUCAAUAGGAUGUGCACAGCCAUGAAAAAGAUUGGUUUGGAUGAUGAAGAGAAACUUGAUCUUUUCAGGGUCGUAGCUGGUGUCCUGCAUCUUGGAAAUAUUGAUUUUGAGGAAACUGGCAGCACUUCAGGUGGUUGUAACCUGAAGAACAAAUCUACUCAGUCUUUGGAGUGUUGUGCUGAGUUGCUGGGUUUGGAUCAAGAUGAUCUUCGAGUGAGUUUAACCACAAGAGUCAUGCUUACAACAGCAGGGGGCACCAAAGGAACAGUUAUAAAAGUACCCCUGAAGGUGGAGCAAGCCAACAACGCACGUGAUGCUUUGGCAAAAACUGUCUAUAGUCAUCUUUUUGAUCAUGUGGUGAACAGAGUAAACCAGUGUUUUCCUUUUGAAACAUCAUCAUUUUUUAUUGGAGUGCUAGAUAUCGCUGGUUUUGAGUACUUUGAACACAACAGUUUUGAACAAUUUUGCAUCAACUAUUGCAAUGAAAAGCUACAACAGUUUUUCAAUGAAAGAAUUUUGAAGGAGGAGCAAGAACUCUAUCAAAAAGAAGGCUUAGGAGUCAAUGAAGUACACUAUGUGGAUAAUCAGGACUGUAUUGAUUUAAUUGAAGCAAAAUUAGUGGGAGUACUGGAUAUUUUGGAUGAAGAAAAUCGUCUUCCUCAACCAAGUGAUCAGCACUUUACAGCUGUGGUUCAUCAGAAGCAUAAGGACCACUUUCGCCUUACUAUUCCCAGGAAAUCCAAACUGACUAUUCACAGGAACAUCAGAGAUGAUGAAGGUUUUAUCAUCAGGCAUUUUGCUGGAGCUGUGUGCUAUGAAACAACUCAGUUUGUUGAGAAAAACAAUGAUGCUUUACAUAUGUCACUUGAAUCCUUAAUAUGUGAAUCCAGGGAUAAAUUUAUUCGAGAAUUAUUUGAGUCAUCCACAAACAACAACAAAGAUACCAAACAAAAAGCAGGAAAACUUAGCUUCAUCAGCGUGGGGAACAAAUUCAAGACACAGUUAAAUUUGCUCCUGGAAAAAUUGCGCAGCACUGGAUCUAGCUUUAUUCGUUGUAUCAAGCCUAAUUUAAAGAUGACAAAUCAUCAUUUUGAAGGUGCCCAGAUUUUGUCCCAACUUCAAUGUUCAGGUAUGGUGUCUGUUUUGGACCUGAUGCAGGGUGGUUUUCCAUCUCGAGCCUCAUUUCACGAGCUCUAUAACAUGUACAAGAAAUAUAUGCCAGAUAAGCUUGCUCGAUUGGAUCCAAGACUCUUUUGCAAGGCUCUUUUUAAAGCUUUGGGCCUAAAUGAACAGGACUACAAAUUUGGCUUAACGAAAGUGUUUUUUAGACCUGGAAAGUUUGCAGAAUUUGAUCAAAUAAUGAAAUCAGACCCUGAUCACUUGGCUGAACUUGUUAAAAGAGUCAAUUAUUGGCUUGUCUGCAGUCGCUGGAAAAAAGUUCAAUGGUGUUCACUUUCAGUUAUCAAAUUGAAGAACAAAAUAAAAUAUCGUGCUGAUGCAUGCAUUAAAAUACAGAAGACUAUUCGAAUGUGGCUUUGCAAAAGAAGACACAAACCACGCAUUGAUGGUCUUAUCAAAGUGCGCACGCUGAAAAAAAGACUUGACAAAUUUAAUGAAGUAGUGAAUGCUUUGAAAGACGGAAAACCAGAGGUGAUCAAGCAGAUCAAGGAUCUUGAUAUUUCUAUUGAUGCAUUGAUAGCUAAAAUUAAGUCCACUCUGAUGACAAGGGAACAGAUACAGAAAGAAUAUGAUGCCCUAGUUAAAAGCUCAGAGCAACUCCUCAGUGCAUUACAGAAAAAGAAGCAACAGGAAGAGGAAGCAGAAAGACUAAGAAAAAUUCAGGAAGAAAUGGAAAAAGAAAGAAAAAGACGUGAAGAGGAUGAGAAACGCCGAAAAAAGGAUGAAGAAGAAAGGCGGAUGAAAUUGGAAAUGGAGGCAAAGAGAAAACAAGAAGAAGAGGAGAGAAAGAAGAGAGAAGAUGAUGAAAAACGUAUACAGGCUGAAGUGGAGGAACAACUAGCCAGACAGCGUGAAGUAGAAACUCAACAGCAGGCAGUGCUUGAACAAGAACGCCGUGACCGUGAGCUUGCUAUGAGGAUUGUUCAGAAUGAGGCAGAACUCAUCAGUGACGAAGCACAGCUCGAUUUAGGAUUACGCAGAGGUCCUGCAGUCCAGGCCACUAAAGCAGCUGCUGGAUCAAAGAAAUAUGAUCUUAGUAAAUGGAAAUAUGCAGAACUCCGUGAUACCAUCAAUACCUCUUGUGAUAUUGAACUAUUGGCAGCUUGUCGAGAAGAGUUUCAUAGAAGACUAAAGGUCUACCAUGCCUGGAAAUCCAAGAACAAGAAGCGCAAUACAGAAACAGAACAACGUGCACCAAAAUCAGUAAUUGAUUAUGAUUUUGCGCCAUUUUUGAACAAUUCACCUCAGCAGAACCCAACAACUCAGCUUCCUGCCAGACAGCAGGAGAUUGAAAUGAAUCGGCAGCAACGCUAUUUCCGUAUUCCAUUCAUUCGCCCUGCAGACCAAUACAAAGAUCCUCAGAAUAAGAAGAAAGGUUGGUGGUAUGCACAUUUUGAUGGCCCUUGGAUUGCCCGACAAAUGGAACUUCAUCCUGACAAACCACCUAUCCUUCUUGUAGCUGGUAAGGAUGACAUGGAGAUGUGUGAGCUAAAUCUUGAAGAGACUGGUCUAACUCGGAAGCGUGGUGCUGAGAUUUUGCCCAGGCAGUUUGAAGAGAUUUGGGAACGCUGUGGUGGCAUCCAGUAUCUUCAGAAUGCAAUUGAAAGCAAACAGGCUCGGCCUACAUAUGCAACAGCCAUGCUGCAGAAUCUGUUAAAAUAAAUGCUGCCCACUGAGUAUAGAGCUAGGAACUCUGGCAGGAAUACCAAGGAAGGAUUCCUUUGUUCCCCAGAGGAUUUAAACAUUCCAUAAUCAUGCAACAGAGGCUUAAUAUAAAGUGAACAGAUUUUAUUAAUCAUGGGAGUUUGUUAAUUUAUACUUUUGAGGGUUAGUUUCAGUAGGGAACUCUAAUUUUGAGCUGGAAGACUUUUUGUCCAGUAUUUUUCCAUCUCUCAUUACUCUAGUGCAUCCCCCUUUAAAAGCCUCUCAAAAUUCUAACACUUGGCAUAAGUCAACAAAUUCUGGCAUUUCUCAUCCUUUGGCAAUAUACUGUAUUAAGUAAUUAGAGUUGUCCUUAUUGAAAGAAGAAACUUUUUUAAAUAUCCAAAAUCUUUGGCUUUUUAAAACUCUGUAAGAUGAGGGUAUGUUGUACCUUUUAACUGGAAUUGUAAGACCUUAGCUUUAGUUUCUCAUACAGAGAAGGUUAGGCAUUUUUCAAUAUGAUCAAGACCUUGAUGUCUUAGUCUCGAGGCUUUUUAGUAUCUGAACUUAAUAACUUUACCAGGAAUUCAUGAAAAUUUCACUUAAAGUUAGAAACUUUAUUUCCCCCCUUUUGUUGAGCCUUAGCUUGAGUGAAAUAAUUCGUUAUGAAUUUUGGAAAGAUCUUAAGUGUAUUUGAUGUAUUAUAUAAUAAAGGAGACACUAAAAUUUAUAUCCUGCACAAUUUUCUCUUUUUUGGAAUCUGAAAUGUGUGUUUCUUGAAGAACCUUAGUUUUAAUUUCUUUAGCAAAAAUAUGCACUUAGUUAAUACAGGUGUUGAAUAGAAAAAAUUGCAAAUAAUUCAGUUAGAGAAAAGAAAAACAUAAGGGAAAAAUACACUGUGGCAUAACUGGAAUGUUUUAGGCUAAAUUCAUGUAUCUUUUCUGCUUUGUCUCUGCUGUGAUUCAAAUGAUAAAAAUUACUUUUGUGUCAAUAUCUUGUCACUUAAUGUAAUUUUUGACUACUGUUUUUCAAAUAAUUUAAAUUCUUUUUUAGGCCCAGUACUUUGCAUUUGAGACUUUUUUUGUAACUGUAGCAUUGUUUUAUAGGCUGUAUAAUUUAAAAAUUAUUUUGCCCAGUAAUUGCUAAUUUCUUAUGUCUAAAAUAAUUAUAAAAACAUUUUCUCAUUGUGUUAGUUCUGAUAAAAUUAUCAGCAGUGUAAAACUUGAUGUUUAUGAUAUUCAUACUAGAAACUUGAAGGAAAAGUGACAUAGCCUGGAUUGUGUUGGCAUUCUUUUUAGAAGUCAAAAGUCUCAUUUGGCUGUAGUGAAGAUUAAAAAUUAGGAAACAAAAUGCCUCUCUGAACACUUUCUUCAAUCCUGUUGAAACUUUAGCUUUCAAAAUGAAUUUUAGAAAGAAAACUAUAGUUAGGAAGAUAUUUCCCAACUGAUUAUUUAGUGUUUGUGUUGCCAGAGUCACUAUUUUAAAAAAUACUCUUCUCUUAUAAUAUGUGUGAAAAUGUUUUAGUACAAAAAUAUUUAUUUAUGAUUAUACUAUGCAAGUGAUUGACUUCUUUUAUGGUAAGGAAAUGAGCUCUAUUGAACUCUUAAUUGAAAAUACUAGUGUAGGUUUCUUUGAAAGCUGUAUUGCUUCAUGGAUUCACCUUAAUCUUGAGGUAUUUGGUUCCUUGAUAGGUGGGGUUAGGAUGUGAAAUGACUUUCCUUAUCUUAUCCCAUCCCACUCAAAUUGGUAUUUGUUGUCUUUAAUAGAUGUUUUUAAUUGAACAUAGGGAAAUAGUUUCAUAUUAACUGAUCCUGAGACUUUUAGAAGAAAAUUCAGCAUUCCAAGAUUUCUUUAGAAUGACAUGACUGUUUUCUCCCUUCUCUUAGUAUUCAGCUCAGAAACAGCUUCCCCCUGCCCCAUGGUAGUCUCCUUGAUAAAAUAAUAGAUGUCAUACAGAAAAUGAUUGAUUAAAAAGGAUAUAACCAUUUUAAUCAAAGAACUUAAAAAGGAUAUAACCAUUUUAAUCAAAGAACUUAAAAGAAAUAUUUCAAUAAAAUAUCUUCACCUUUCUUUUCCCCUUUCUCAGAUCUAGUAUUGCCUAACAAAAAUCUAGUAAAACCUUACUUCUGAUUUUAUCCUAUAGUUGUCCCAAAACUUAUCUGCCUGGAAUGGUCUUCUGAGUUAAAGUUGGUUACCAAGAGAGUUACUGUAAUUCAAAUUGAUUUUCAGUAACCUACAUAACAGUAGGCUAACAUGGACAGAAGACAGCUAUUGAGAGUAUUGAUAGAGCUCUAGGCUGUACUAUUCAUUUUAAUGGGAUUCUUGUAGAAGCAGUGAAUCAAGAUUCCUAAGGGCAUUUGAUACAGUUGUUUCCCUGUAUUCAUAGAUAAACUAGUCCCCUUGUAGAGAAAGAUGACACAGGGAAUGGAGGAAAAUCAUUUCAUACUCUAACCACUUAUUUUAGCUGAGAAUAUUACAAUAAUUUUGUUUUGAAUAAUCAGCAUUUUAAGGCUUUUGUCUGCACUGAAUCCUUACUGCUUGCUUAUCUUGAGGCCUGACUGCAUAUUUCUUUGAUAUGCAUGAAAUUGGGUAUAUAUUAACUCUUGAAAAAGAUGGACAAAAAAUAUGUUCCAAUUAAUACUUCAGCUUAAUACAUUAACAGAUGAAAUAUUUUCUGCUUCUAAUUCAUUAGAGAAAUUAAUGUGUGCCCAAGGUGCACUGAAAGAAGGGUACCCUUUAGAAUAUAUUUCACUUUAAGAAAUUUUUUUUAUCUGUAUGCCAUUCUUUCAAAAAAAAAUUGAGAAACCUUGUUUAUUGUAUUUCAAGGGACCACAAAAAGAACAAUUUAAAGUGGAAAAUAGGUGGUGUGUUUUUAGAAAUUCAAUUCGCAGUUUGGAAAGUUACAGGUAGGAGAAUUGUCAUGAAGAUUCUUUAUAUAUAUGCUCUCUUUGAAGAAACUAGUUGUUUCUUCAAAGGUACUAUUUCUAAAAAUAAUUUCCUUGGUUUCCAGUGAAGUUAAAUCUAAAAGAUCUUAGGUUUAUUUAGAGUAUUUAGUUCUAGUUAUAUAGAAGCAUAGGUGGUCAUUUACUUUCCUUUUUCCUUUCAAAAGGACAUAGUGUGGUACAGUGGGGGAAAAAAAAAAAACCAACCCUGG